AAUUCAGCGUAAAUCAUUGUCAGGACCUCCCCAUGCAGACCCUCUCUAAUCAGUACUGCUGGUGAAAGGAGCCCUUUCAUCAUCAGAGGAUGUUGUGAAGUCCUCCCACUUUUACUGGAACUUUAUCAAAGACAACUUCUGAGAAUCUGAAAGAACCUCCACCAACCAGUCUUGAACUUUCUUAGAGUGUGACCUGCUGAGGGAUCGAGAUCUGCAACCUUUUCUUAAGAGGCUGAAAGUGAAAGUUUGUUGGGAAACUUCUUGGAAAAGGGAAAGUAAAGAGGCAGUGACUGAAGAUGGCAGGACAGCUUGUAUUCCUGGUGAUGUGUUUGUCUCUGGAGACGACGGCAUGGGCCCAUCGCUUCACCACCCCAUCGGACCCCAGCACCCUGCACAACAAAGUCGCCAUGUUGGAAAACCACUACGAAGAGCUGCAGAAGAAAUUCCGCAUCCAGACCAACGUUUUCGAGGCCCAGAACCACAAACUGAAGAGCCAGCUGCGAAGCCAGGCCGGCAAGAUCCGUGACCUCCAAGACCGGAACGACCGCCUCGAAAAGGAGCAGCAGCAGAUGCUCAAGACGUUCUCGGAUCUUAGCGCCACGCUCUUCAAGAGCAAGUGGUCGGGGCAGUCCGCCGUCCAGGAGAUCCUGACCACGACCCCUCUGAUUCCGAGAGCAAGCGCUAAUGGGUGGAGCCUGGACCACAUCAUCCAGAACCAGACCAGGAAGAUCGACCAGCUGGAGACAGAGAACAAGAUGCUGAGAGACGUGGUGAACAGGUUGCAGGAGAAAGGCAGCAGCAUGGAGGCCAUGCUCAUCGAAAACAGCGCCCUCAUCGCGCAGCUCCACGUUAACGAUCGCCCGGGAGUUCAGAAGGACCCGUCCAGGAGAGAUGUUUCUAUUGGCAGCUUGGGCAAGCUGGUCGCCUCGCAGAGCGAUGAGAUCAGGACAUUGAGGAGAAGCUUCCACGACGUCAACGAGACGUUGUCGCUGCAAAGACGCCGCCUUACCAGCCUGGGGGACCUCUUCCAGGGGCAAGAUGGUCCCUGGAGGAGAGAAACUGCCUCCAUUGGCCAUAGAGAAGGCACAGAGAACCAACAGCCUCCUGUCUCCUUCCUCUUCAUCAUCUUCAUCAGCAUUCAGCACCAGUGACAACGAAGUCAGCACUCAUGACAUGCAAGAUUUGUCCAGCCACCUACAAAACCACAUCAAGGAGACCCGGCUGUUGCCUGAGAAAUUGUCAAACCUGGACCGGACGGUUCGUGGCCACAACAUCUUCAUCACAGAAUUCCAGCGCAGGGAGACGGAAGUCUACAAGAUGUUGGCAGAACACGAAAAAAUCAUCUCCCAGGUGAUGCAGACAGCUGAUGCCAUACAGCAGUACAUCGCCAUCUACAUGACGUCCCAGGCCAUCGGGCCAGAGCUUCGCCAGGAGUGGGAGGAUCGCUACGGCCUCCUGACCGGUGCCAUCACGGAUGUGACCAACGAACUGAAAGACCUGAAGGCGGCCGUCGAGCCCAAAAUGGAGAAGGUUCGCGGCAUCACCGCGGUGCAGAGGUCGGUGGACGACAUGGAGUACAAGGUGACUGACCUUGAGGACAAGGUCAGGAAUAUACAGUACACUCUGGCCACCCUGCCGCGGCAUUAGGGCUGACAAGGUUUCA
This is a messenger RNA of Branchiostoma floridae (Florida lancelet), 1663 nucleotides long. RefSeq names its product uveal autoantigen with coiled-coil domains and ankyrin repeats protein-like. NCBI's taxonomy places the organism in Eukaryota, Metazoa, Chordata, Leptocardii, Amphioxiformes, Branchiostomatidae. The record is from RefSeq and is a predicted model, not a curated record.